Molecule: messenger RNA, 1870 nt
Organism: Corvus hawaiiensis (hawaiian crow)
Lineage: Eukaryota; Metazoa; Chordata; Aves; Passeriformes; Corvidae
Product: steroid 21-hydroxylase-like
Exons: 10
Coding region: 34-1473 (479 amino acids)
Biological process (GO): progesterone metabolic process; hormone biosynthetic process
Molecular function (GO): iron ion binding; heme binding; steroid 17-alpha-monooxygenase activity
Source: RefSeq, a predicted model, not a curated record
UAUAGGGGCUCUCCGGACAGCCCCUCGCGGGCCAUGGCGGCUGCGGCGCUGCUCCUGCUGCUGUUCCUGCUGCUGCCGCUGGCGGCGCUGCUGCGGCGGGGCGAGGGGCGCGCUCCGCGCUGGGGGGCGCUGCACCUGCUGCACCCGCAGGGGGCGCUGCACCUGCGGCGCCUGGCGCGGCGGCACGGGCCCCUGCUGCGCCUGCGCCUGGGGGGGCGCGACGUGCUGGUGCCGAGCUCGGUGGGGACCAUCCGCGAGGCGCUGGUCCGGCACUGGGGGGACUGGCUGGGGCGUCCCACCAGUUAUCUGGGGUCGCUGGUGUCACAGAGGGGUCGGGACCUGGCACUGGGAGGCCCCUGCCCCGGCUGGCGGCGGCAGCGGGGAGCAGUGCGGGGGGCACUGGCACGGGCUGGAGGGCGUCUUGGGCCCCUCCUUUGGCUGCAGGGCCGGGAGUUGUGUGAGGAGCUGCGUUCCCAUGGGGAGGCCCCCCUGGACCCCUUUGAGGUGUUCACCUUCCAUACCUGCAGCACCAUUGCACGCGUCCUCUUCGGGGACCUGGUGCCCCCUCCGGGAGAGCUCCGGGCCUUCUCCUGCUGCCUUGGGGAGCUGCUGCAGGUUUGGGGGCACAGCAGUGUACGGGCGCUUGACCUGCUGCCCCCGCUGCGGGCCCUGCCCAACCCGGGAUUGCGGAAGCUGCUGCGGCUCGUCCAGCAUCGUGACACCUUCGUGGAGGCCCAGAUCCGGCGGCACCAGGAGUGCCCCUCCCCUCCCCCAGACACAGUUUUGGCAGCAUUGCUGGGGCGUGAUCCCAGGGCACGGGGGGGCCCCCUGAGUCCUCCCCGGCUGCACAUGGCACUGGUCGACCUGUUCAUUGGGGGCACCGAGACGACAGCGGCUGCUCUGGGCUGGGCCGUGGCCUUCUUGCUGCACCGCCCUGAGCUGCAGGCACGGCUGCGGGCGGAGCUGGCGGGGGCACAGGGCCCCCCUGGGCCUGGGGACAUGGGGCGCCUGCCCCUCCUCCAGGCCACUGUCAGCGAGACCCUGAGGCUGCGGCCCCCUGCGCCCCUGGCGCUGCCCCACUGUGCCCUGCGCCAUACCAGUCUUGGGGGACUCCCCGUGGUGGCCGGCACUGUCCUGGUCCCCAACCUGCUGGCAGCCCAACAGGACCCUGACAUCUGGCAGCACCCCGAGGCCUUCCUGCCCGAGCGGUUCCUGGCCCCGGGCGCCCCCUCGCGGUCGCUGCUGCCGUUCGGCUGCGGGGCGCGAUCGUGCCCCGGGGAGGGGCUGGCGCGGGCCGAGCUCUUCGUGUUCCUGGGGCUGAUCCUGCGGGAAUUCCGUCUGGAGCCGGGUCCGGGGGGACUGCCGGGGCUGACAGGGUCGCCGGGCACGGUGCUGCGCUGCCCCCCCUAUCGCCUGCGCAUGGUGCCCUGCCAGCCCCCAGGCUCACCCUCACCCUGGCCUGACUCCACCUGACCACUUUAUUACUUUUCCUGAACACUCUGUGACUCACCUGACUCUUUCUGACCCUCCCUGAAAUACACCUGACUUCAUCUGACCCUGUGUGAUACUGCCUAAACAUGGCUGACCUUGACCCCCUGACUGACCCCACCUGACCUCGGCCUGACCCCCUGCCAGCCUUAUGCCUCACCUUGGCUAUGACCCCCAUCUGACCCUGCUUGAACCCUGCAUGACUCCAUCCCAACCCACUUGACCCUUACUAACCACACCUGAUCCUACCCGUCACUGUCUCACCUCUGGGUGCCCCCAUUCAACAACCCAGAUGCCUGGGUCUCCCCCCAAUGCCAGGGUCAGUGCAGUGUGAGAGGGCCCCAUUUACCUCCUCCCAAUAAAAUUGUUACUUUUGACCCCA